Molecule: messenger RNA, 953 nt
Organism: Engraulis encrasicolus (European anchovy)
Lineage: Eukaryota; Metazoa; Chordata; Actinopteri; Clupeiformes; Engraulidae
Gene: c1d
Product: C1D nuclear receptor corepressor
Exons: 4
Coding region: 130-666 (178 amino acids)
Biological process (GO): regulation of gene expression; maturation of 5.8S rRNA
Cellular component (GO): exosome (RNase complex); nucleolus
Molecular function (GO): RNA binding; DNA binding
Source: RefSeq, a predicted model, not a curated record
CACCCGGUUGUGAAAGUGGUGUGUUGAAAAACGUGGAUUGCAUUGCGAACUGAAGAAAUUGUAGUUGCUGUGCAUGUUCAACUUAAUGUCUGUAUUUACAUUUUAAAGACACGUCUUUUGUUGACGAUAAUGGAAGAAGACAUAGAUGCUGGUGAUUACCCGAGUGAGAUUGACGAGCAACUUACUGGGUUCCACACGUCGUUGUGCUCGGUAAACGAUGCCGUGCAAAAGCUGAUGGCAGUCUCUAGAUCUGACCAACAGUUGGAACCACUGGAGCAAGCGAAAUUGGAUUUGAUGUCUGUGUAUGCUCUGAAUUCAUUGUUUUGGAUGUAUUUGGUGACACAAGGAGUCAAUCCAAAAGACCAUGCAAUUAAACAAGAACUGGAGAGAAUACGAACGUACAUGAACAAAGUGAAAGAGAUCACGGACAGGAAGAAGGCAGCGCGGCUGGACAAAGGCGCUGCGGGCCGCUUUGUCAGGAACGCACUGUGGCAGCCAGAGGAGGGACAGGAGGCAACGGAAGCCCACAAUCCACAAGCAGAGGGCACUGAACGCGCUCCCGAAGCAAGGCAUUCUGAGCAUUCUCAGAGAGGAAAGCGUAAUGACGGGCACAAAGGCAAGCACAGUCAACGCGGUCCCAAGGCAAAGCACAUGAGAUUCACAUGAGGAUUCUCCAACUCUCAAUAUGAAUGUGGGCCGCAUUUUAUCAGUGGACUGGUGAUGAAGGCAUGUUGAAGGGUUUCGUUGUUGACUUAAGGACUUGCUUUUUCCCCCAUAAUGCCCUCCUUCCUUUAACAUGAGGAUGACUUGUUUUUACUUCUUUUUUUUCUUAUGUCAACAAAUCCCGUAUAUUUCCGGACUUUGCGUUAAAGUGAAUAAGGAAUGUUUAGAAGGAUGUUUUUUUUAAAAAGGCAUGGUGAUAUGGUCAAUAAAUGCCUUGUACAGCUCUUUAA